AGAGAGGUUGCUGCCUUAGGAAGAACAAUGUUGAUGCUACACCACCUUCUUAAUCUCUUGCCUGGUUUAAUCGUUUGAGGAUUAAAAGAGACGUUAACACUGGAUUUCUAAUCAUAAAGGAUGCUCAGUUCUCUCUCCUCUCCUGCUCAAUCCAGAGAAAGGACUAAUGUACUUUCGCACUGUUAAAGAUACCUGCCUAAGAGCCAGCUUUUAGCCACUGGAGGCAUGAAAUGCCCACUCCUCUAGCCCCAUGGAGUGCAACCUGCAUUUGGAUUCCACGCUUUUGUAGACUGUCACUGUAAAUAUAGGUGAUUAAAGAGAAACAAACAGAAACACUGCCUGCUUUUUCAGCUCUAUGGUUUUCUGACUUGUUCAAGCCUGUGAUUUUUGGCUUCUGACAAAGAGAUGACCCAGGAACAGUGCACUCAUAGAAACAAUGUGCAGAGCUCAGAGAAACCACACGUGUACAAAGUGGGGAUUUACGGAUGGCGGAAGCGUUGCCUUUACUUCUUCGUCCUCCUUCUCAUGAUUUUAAUUCUGGUCAACCUUGCUUUAACCAUCUGGAUCCUCAAAGUCAUGAACUUCACAAUAGAUGGCAUGGGUCAUUUAAGAAUCACAGAGAAGGGCCUGAAACUCGAAGGGGACUCUGAGUUCCUCCAACCUCUGUAUGCCAAAGAAAUACAGUCCAGACCAGGUAGCCCAUUGUUCCUCCAAUCAUCCAGAAAUGUGUCCGUCAACGUCCUCAAUGGGAAAAAUCAAAUGGUCACGCAACUAGUUGCAGGAUCAAAAGGAAUACAAGCACGUGGAAAAAAGCUUGAGGUGAACUCCAACAAUGGAAAGCUGCUGUUUUCCGCUGAUGACCAAGAAGUAGUGGUUGGUGCUGAACGGUUGCGAGUCAUGGGUGCAGAGGGAGCCGUGUUCAGCAACUCUGUAGAAACGCCUCACGUCAGGGCUGAACCCUUUAAGGAGCUACGACUUGAGUCUCCAACCCGCUCUUUGUUCAUGGAGGCCCCUAAAGGAGUUAAGAUCUUUGCAGAGGUUGGGGACAUCCAGGCAGCCUGUAGAAACGAGCUGCGUUUGGAAUCGAAGGACGGAGAGAUCACUCUGGAUGCCAGCAGAAUUAAACUCCUCAGACUGCCCGAGGGCCAGGCCUCUCCCACCGCAACCAGGCAGACUGUGUUCGAGGUGUGCGUGUGCCCCAACGGAAAGCUGUUUUUGUCCCAGGCCGGGACGGGCUCCACCUGCCAAAUUAGCAACAGUGUCUGCCUCUAGAGGACACGCGCAAACCGGAGGGGGAGGGGCGUUCCUGCUCUUCUAAACUGCUUACCCCCUCCCCCCCUCAAUCCACCUCCCAUCAGACAGGAACUGAGUGGAGCUGCCCAGCAUUCGCAGAGGGACACGCCAAGUGACAUCUCUCUCUCCGCUGAUCUGAAAUCGGUUUCAGUACCAGAAUCACUAGGGUGAUCACCAUAAAACAAAUCACAAAACCAUGUAACCAUGUAACCACCCCCC
Molecule: messenger RNA, 1512 nt
Organism: Megalops cyprinoides (Indo-Pacific tarpon)
Lineage: Eukaryota; Metazoa; Chordata; Actinopteri; Elopiformes; Megalopidae
Gene: sgcd
Product: sarcoglycan, delta (dystrophin-associated glycoprotein)
Exons: 8
Coding region: 406-1272 (288 amino acids)
Biological process (GO): cardiac muscle tissue development; heart contraction
Cellular component (GO): sarcoglycan complex; sarcolemma
Source: RefSeq, a predicted model, not a curated record